GCAGACAGAAAACCUUAGUAAACAGUAGCUAACGUUAGUGGAGGCGUUGAGAGAGAAAACUGAGGGAUGGCAACGGAGCAAAAGAAGACGAAGAAACAAGUGAAUCUGUUCUACUCCCUCCAUUGUCAAGACCUUGCUCACAAGGUUGCUCAUCACUGUGACCACAUCAUUCUCCAGAAUAUCACAUGGAGGUCUUUUGCUGAUGGGUUUCCAAAUAUAUAUAUAAAUAAUGCAGAAGAGCUUCGAGGUCAACAUGUUGCUUUUUUGGCUUCUUUCAACUCCCCUGCACAUGUCUUUGAGCAACUUUCAGUCAUAUAUGCACUCCCUCGUCUCUUUGUUGCUUCCUUCACAUUGGUGUUACCUUUCUUUCCAACUGGUUCCUUUGAGCGAAUGGAAGAGGAAGGAGAUGUAGCCACUGCCUUCACCCUUGCAAGGAUGCUGUCAAACAUCCCAAUUUCAAGAGGUGGCCCAACUAGUUUAGUCAUAUAUGACAUUCAUGCUUUGCAGGAGAGAUUUUAUUUUGGAGAUGAGGUUUUGCCCUUGUUUGAGACUGGUAUUCCUCUCUUAAAGCAUCGCUUGAGUCAGCUUCCUGAUGCUGAUAAUAUAGUAAUUGCAUUUCCAGACGAUGGUGCUUGGAAGCGAUUCCACAAGCAAUUUGAUAGUUUUUCAGUGGUGGUAUGCACAAAGGUUCGUGAAGGUGAUAAGAGGAUAGUUCGGCUCAAGGAAGGCAAUGCCACUGGUCGGCAUGUGGUCAUUGUUGAUGAUUUGGUCCAAUCUGGAGGGACCCUGAUCCAGUGUCAGAAAGUUUUGGCAGCCCGUGGUGCAGCAAAGGUGAGUGCUUAUGUCACCCAUGGUGUAUUUCCUAAUCAAUCAUGGGAGAGGUUCAUUUCUAAAGAUGAUGGCUUGGAGAAGGCAUUUUCCUACUUCUGGAUCACAGAUUCUUGCCCACUUACUGUCAAAGCUAUUGAAAAUAAGGCUCCUUUUGAAAUAUUGAGUCUAGCUGGGUCUAUUGCCAAUGCUCUACAAAUUUGAAGGCAAAAACAUCACACGAGGGGAAAAUCAUGGAACUAUAAAAGGGAUAUCCACUGCAACGUUUCCAUUUUAAUAUUUUAAGAAGUCCCCCUGUCUAGUCUCUGUCAAGUUGCUGACAUCCAUUCACUUCUGCUCUAUUGCUGUAUGAGCUUAGUGCUGUGACAAUUGUGAAUUUAGUUUUAGCUCUUGACUGAUUGUAUGCUGAACAUAUUUCUUGAUGUCAACUAAUUUAUUAGAUCGUA
Abrus precatorius (Indian licorice) is the source of this 1274-nucleotide messenger RNA. RefSeq names its product ribose-phosphate pyrophosphokinase 4-like. Gene Ontology annotation, cellular component: ribose phosphate diphosphokinase complex; cytoplasm. Bases 67 to 1032 code for a protein of 321 amino acids. Gene Ontology annotation, biological process: 5-phosphoribose 1-diphosphate biosynthetic process; purine nucleotide biosynthetic process. The transcript has 7 exons. The record is from RefSeq and is a predicted model, not a curated record. Gene Ontology annotation, molecular function: magnesium ion binding; ribose phosphate diphosphokinase activity. NCBI's taxonomy places the organism in Eukaryota, Viridiplantae, Streptophyta, Magnoliopsida, Fabales, Fabaceae.